AGAAAACAAAAUCUCUCAUAAACUAGUAUCAAAACGUGAAAGUGUUCUUAGCAGCUAAAAAUUUUAUAUAUUGUUUGCUUUUUGUCUGUAUUUUUGUUCACCAACUACAGAACAGGAUAACUUGUGAAGGUGAAAUCUCGAGCUCCAUGGAGAAAGAUAAGGAGACUGUAACAGUUGAGGAAGAGGGUUUCUCUUUAGAGCUUCCUGCUCCUUCUGGCUGGAAAAAGAAGUUUGUACCCAAGAAAGGCGGGACCCCUAAGAAAGGUGAGAUCAUUUUCACUGCUCCAACAGGGGAAGAAAUUGCAAGCAAAAGACAGUUGGAACAGUACCUCAGAGCACACGCUGGUGGUCCGGCAGUAUCUGAGUUUGACUGGGGCACUGGUGAGACUCCAAGGAGAUCAGCAAGGAUUAUCGAGAAGGCAAAGGUGACUCCUGUGAAAGAAAGUGAGCCUCCAAAGAAAAGAAGCAGGAAAUCAGCAGCUUUGAAGGAGAGCAAAGAAACAGAAACUACUUUUGAAGGAACUGAGGAGGCUAAAGAGGAAGCUGAAAAAACUGAGAUGAAUGACAUGGAGGUAGAAGAGGGAAAGGACAUCAUGAAAGAAAAUCAAAAUGAAAAUAAAGGACCAUGUGCAGAGACUCAAACAGAGGCAGCUCCUGUUGAAGAAGCUGGAGCUGGAGCUGGAGAAGAAGUUAAAACUUCUGCUAAAAUAGAUGAGGAAAAGGUGCAAGAAAAGGAUGGGCAACAACAGGGUGAGGCAACUACAAAGCAGGGAUCAGGCGAACAAGAGAAAACAGGUGCAGCCAUUGAUGAUGAGAAAAAGGAUGAAGCUGUAGAUGACAAAGAGAAACUCAACAGAACUGCUCCUGAGUCUGAAGGAGAGAUAAAGGGUAAAGAAGCAGAGAAUUGCACUAGUGAGAAACCUGAUCAUACAGGUGUCGAUGGGAUCAAAGAAAAGGUAGAUGCAAAGGCAAUUGAGAAUGGCAGCAACGCUGGCGAGGUUAAACCUUGAGUUACUACAUUUAGAGUAAUUUAAUUCCCUGUUUCGUCUCUAUCACAUCUUUCUGACCUUUUAGUCUGUGAAGUUCUUUAAAUCACUGUAGCUGUAAUGUUGUAAUGAAUAGCUAUCUGAUUGUUGAUUCAGACAUGCUUUAAUACAGGCACAGGUUAGGCGUAUAAUGUAGCAGCUCUUUGCUAAACUAGUAGCCUGCAGUAGUAGUCAUUGUAUCGUCAUGGCAUCAAAUACUGGUUGUGUAAUAUUAUCAUGCAGUUAUGUAAUAAGUUGCCGUUCGAGAUUC
This is a messenger RNA of Populus nigra (black poplar), 1296 nucleotides long. Its product is annotated as methyl-CpG-binding domain-containing protein 11-like. The transcript is spliced from 3 exons. The coding region runs from base 147 to 1010 and encodes 287 amino acids. Lineage: Eukaryota; Viridiplantae; Streptophyta; Magnoliopsida; Malpighiales; Salicaceae. The record is from RefSeq and is a predicted model, not a curated record. Gene Ontology annotation, molecular function: DNA binding.